AAAGCGCAAUAAGUAGUUUGGCGUUACUCGAACGAUGUCGUUUAUCAUUUCUUUUGUUUUAUAAAUAAUUGUACGAUCGUCGGUGGUUGUGUUACAAAUAUGACUUCGUGAUUCCGUCACGGUGUACUCGUACUCGAUCGACGAUACUCGUCGGCACGGCACAGGAGGUGUAUUCGAGGACAAACACUUGGAUCAAGACACGAGCAAAUUUUUUAUCGUCGAUUAUUAACUUAAUCUAAUAAUAUUUGAUUCGAUCGAAGAAAAUCGUAUUGCACGUAAGACGAUAUAAAAGCAAAAAAGAGAAAUGUGCGUCGCAUCAGAAACAUCGACCAAUGGUAGAAGGCAUGUGUUACGGAAAUAUGGCGGAUACGCGUUGGUGGCGUUAGCGACCAAUCAGCUAACGAACUAAUGGGACGAUAGCUUGAGAAAGGGCAAACGGUGGCGCUUGGAAAACGGUACGGUAGCGAGGAUCGCGAAUGGAUGUACGCGCGAGUUUCGUUCUGUCAUGGAUAUUAUCGGACGCUGUGUCAUAGCUUUGUCCGAGCAUCGUCGUCGCGCUCGUCUACGUGCUCGUCGUCAUCGACGUCGUCGGCGUCGUCGUCGUUCUUAUUGUUAAAGACUCAUAGCGCCUCCACGGGGCGUUUACGCGAUCCACACGAAAUUCACGAUUCUGCUUUCGUGCUUGUUUUUUUUGUUCUUUUUCUUUUUUUUUUUUGUUCUUUUUUUUUUUUUCUUAUCUGCACCGAGUGGCUGCAUCGAGUGAAACAGACGGAAAGAACGUCGGCAGGGGAGAGAAAGAGAGAGAGAGAGAGAGAGAGAGAGAGAGAAAGAGAGAGAGAGAGAGGCUUCUCCGUGGUUUCGUUCCAUCGUCCACGUGCUUUCGCGGCUUAAGCAAGAGAUUCUCAAGUGACGGGUGCGGCGGUGAAAGAGUGGAAAGGGAAAGAGGGGGUUUGGCUUGAUCUCUCUCUCUUUCUCUUUCUCUCUCUUUCUAUGCCGGAAGGUGGGGUAAGAGUGGGGGGAGAGCCAGUACCGCCGUCGACCUUAGGAGUUGAGCGGUCGUUUCGUUGCAUCGCGUUUAGUGCGUGUCCGUCAGUGCGCGAGUCAAUGACGACGUCGUGAACGCGCGAGACCGCGCGUGCUCGUGCGACGACGCGCGUUUCCCGCGACGUCGAAAGAGAGAGAGAGAGAGAGAGAGAGAGAGAGAGAGAGAGAGAGAGAGAGCAGAGAAGAUAAAGAAAAAAAGGUGGGGAGUCGCGGAGAGAAGAAUAAAGGAAGCCAAGAACGCCGCGAAGCAUCCAUCGAAUCGUUUUUGAUCACACGGCACGUUUGCGUGCCCAAAUUCACACGCAUAUAGACACACACACACAUAGAACGAACGGAUAAGGUGCAUUUCGUUCGCGCUCCUACGUUUAUCCUCGAGGAUAUUAAAAUUCGUCUUGCUUGGUGUUUUUCGAAUUAAUCUCUUUUAAGAGCGUGACACGUUUAGAGGAAGACCAGGCGGGAAUUUCAAAAGGCGCCAAAGUGAUUCGAAACGUAGGUUAGGGGGCGAUACUUUCGGGUUAAGGGGGUCCGCGAAAGUGACGCGAAGUUGUCGCGAAUCCCGAGGAGGGUGUUAAGACGAUCAAAGGAUAGCGACGGAGAUCGAUAGAAAAUCUAAGAAAAUAGAAAAAAGGCAAAAACUUUGAGGAGCGGAACGAGUAAAUGAAACGAUGUCGUUGCUAGUGUUGCUAUUUUUAUCGGCCGAUAAUAAUCGUCAUCCUCGUCGUCGAUAAGUCGUCGUGCUCGCGUCAGUGUGUCGCGAUGUCGAGCGGCACGACGGGCGUCGUGCGUGCUACCGGCGCCGAGUGCAGGAAGUUCGCACCAAACAUAUUCAACAAGAGCAAGUGCAGCAGCUGCUUCAAGCAGAAAGAGGAGCACAGUGCGGAGGCUCUGGAAUGCAAUAGGGCUACAAGAAAGAUUUCAAAAUGUGGAUACCUCUUCGUCGCACCCGGCUGGGACUUUUCGAAUCCUCUCAACCGUACAAAGAGAUGGCAAAGAAGAUGGUUCGUCCUUUACGACGACGGAGAAUUGACUUAUUCGGUCGACGAGCACCCAGAAACUGUGCCACAAGCACGGAUCGACAUGACACGAGUCCUGGAGGUUGCAGCCGCGGAGGACAUCACCGGGCAUCCCUAUAGCCUGGCCGUGACCUCGCCCGAAGGCGUGACGUUCGUUAAGGGCACGUGUCGAGAGGAAACGAGAUGGUGGGCUGACGUUCUCCAGGUGUAUUCGCGAAACAAAGGUCGACACAAGCGAAACGCCACGUUUCCUGGCAGUCAAACGACGAUCCUCCAAGUUACACCGGCGAUUCGAAGUAACACGCCGAAUCCACCUCGACCGCGCUUCAAUAGCUGCCGAUCGGAACCUCGAAGCAAUGCCAUGUGGAUUACGGAAACAACUAGCGGCUCGUCGGAACUUUGCUCUUCCGUAUUUUCGUCGACACCUUCUUCGGUCACUACCAGCGUGUCGACGAUGACGAGUUGCUCGACGAAUUCUCUUCUGAGUAAUGGUAACGUGGACAGCAACAACGUUUCGCCGCUGCGAAGCAGUACUCCUUUGGAGAACGGUACGAACGGCCCUUAUUUAACAUCGUCUUCGUCGUCGUCGUCGUCGUCGUCGUCGUCGGCAGCCACAUCGGUUUCCAUAAACGGAAACGUCGUAUCCGUGAGCACGGCUUACACGACGACGCCAACGAGCACCGUCGUCGUGUCCGCCUCGAAUACGACGAUCUCGAGCACAUUGUCUAGCAGCAGUUCUAGCACAACUUUGACCGAGAAACCACCAAUGAUACCAAGCGAAGUUAGAUCAAUGUACAGGGAUCAACCCGCCAGUGGAUCCUCUCCGCCGACUAGAGACAAAUUGUGCGCCGAAGACAAGGCUAGACGUAGGUCGAAUCAUCAACAGGGAGAACAUGGAUCCAAUGAGAAGUUAGACGACGACGCUUGUCGAAGAAUAUUCUUAGAACACGAGAGAGAACGGGAAGGUAAAUUACGGGAUAUUGCCGCGUCAUUGACUCAACCGCGAAUUCGCAGAAUCAAGCCUAGAACCUCCGAGCCAACGAGGGACGUAGUCGAUGCCUCUAAUGCGGUUCAUCGAGACAAACUCGUAAGGGGCGAUCCCGAUGGUUGCGGAUUAGAUAUUUCUAGCAUUAGAUAUUCGCCUACCUCCGAAUUGAGGGUCGAUUUACCGGCGGAAAAUGUACUAAACAUUAAGAAGGGUUGGCUAAUGAAGCAGGGUUUAAAUAAGGAGUGGAACAAGCAUUGGUUCGUUUUACGAGGUUGUGGCCUGAUGUACUAUAGAGAUCCUUGCGCGGAGGACAAGGGCAUCAUGGAUGGCGUUAUAGACUUGAAUACCGUUACUGCGGUUACGCCGUUGCAGGUCGCAAGAAAUUAUGGAUUUCAAACCGUGGCCUGGGACGAAAGAGGUAGCACCGUCUUAUCCGCGGUGACGGCCGGCAUUAGAUCCAGCUGGAUGUCGGCUAUUAGAAGAGCGGCUAAUCUGCCUGAUCCCGAUAGCAAUGGGGAGUCGUUGCCGAUAUGCUCGGACAAUCAACAGGAUAUUAAUUCUCAAUCACCGACAACGUCCAUCAACGAUCGCGAAAGGGAUCCCGUAAUUCCUCCGACGUCGAAUACGCCUCGAUCGGUCCUAUUUUCCUCCGACGAAGAAUACAGAACUGCAUCGGAGGGCGGACGAAGAGAAUCCGGUGACUGGUCGGAAAUUCCGGUUUCGCCGCCUCUUAUUAGAAACGGCGAUUGGUCUUUACCUUUGAAAGGAUCCAACUGGUCCGACACGACGAAUCACGAGUGGUCGGAAUUACCACCGUCGCCGCCAUUGACGAGAACGGCUCUAUCGAGGGUUAAAGCGAGAUCGAGGUCGAGUUCGAGAUCGCGCGUUUACAAGAGGAGUCGUAGCUCACCUCCGAGUUCCCGACGAAGCACCCUGGACAGCGUAAGGUCGGAGGACCUUAUGAUGGCCUGCUGCGAGUUAGGAGAAGACGAGGAGCAAAGCAACGGGCACGUUCAAAGCAAUAGCCGUCUCUCCGGUUCGAACGACAGUCCCUUGAUCGUCGAACUCUUGGAGAAUCAAGUUUCCCUAUUACGCGAUCAACUCGAUCACAAUCAGUCCCAUCCAAGCGCACUGCUAGUCAUCGUCGAGCGUCAAGAAAAUGAGAUAGAGAAAUUAAAGUCACAGUUGAGUACAGCGCGAUUGGACGUGGCCAACGCCGAGAAAGAAUUAUCAAGAUUGAGACAGCAAAAGGCAGAGGCGGUGAUCAGGGAAAAACAGGUGGAAGAAUUGCUCGGUACGAUACAGAGAACGGAACAACAAAGGAACAAGGAUCUCGACGAUUUGGAAAAAUUGAAAAAAGUUUAUACGAGGGAGAAGGAGAUACUAGAAUGCAAAUUAUUGGAAACCGAGGCUAUUCUUAGAGAGACGAGCGAACGAUGCGAGAUGCUUACGAACGAGUUGACUUCGAAUCACAGAAACGUCCAACGUUUGCAGGAAGAGGUGCAGGCACUUGGCGAAAGACUCUCUCAAGGUAUCGAAGAAAACGAACGACUGUACAAUAGAGUCAGAGAGCUGGAAGAAAGGGGUGGCCUUCCCGGAUCGCGAGAACGAGGUAGAAGCUUCGAUUCUCUUAGCGAUCUGACCAACAUCGAUUUGGACAUGGAUCUCAAUAUGCUCGACAAGGAGAGGGUCGUAGAAGAGUACGAAGAGUUGAGAGUUCGAUUCGAGAAGGCCAUAUCCGAGAUACGUGCGAUGCGUAAAGAAUUGCGCGAAGCUCACUCGACGCAGGAUGCAUUGGAAUUGGAGAUUUUUGCUUAUAAGCAGGAUGCCAUCGGUGUUAGCGAGACGAAUCAAGCGCAGGUACAAUUGAUGGCAGCUCGUAUUCAGGAUUUGACCAACAAGCUCGCCGCCAGCGAGAAACAAGUUAGAACGCUUAAGCAGAAAUUGACAAAGGCGGAAACCAGGGAUAAGAGGAGAUCUCUCUCCUUGAAGGGAAGGGAAUCUUUUCAGAUAUCUCAGGAAAUGGAGGAUAAGCUUUGCGACUUGGAGAAUAAGAUUUGCGCUAUAGAACGCGGUGGUAAGGGCGGCGGUGGCGGCGGCGGCGGCGGCGGCGGCGGCGGCGGCGGCGGCGGCGUUGGUUCGAAUUCGAAGGAGUCGAGUCCGAAUUCGAAGAAGGAGAAGAAGAAGGAGGGGAAACAUUUGGAUCGCGCUAGAUUGCGCAGAAAGUCGUUGGACAGCGCCACCAGUUCGGAACCUAUGAAGGUGUUGAUCAGAUUGAGCACGUUGGAGACCAAAGUCGCGAGCGUGGCCGAAAAUAUGGCGAGCGACGUCGAGAAAGACUCCAGCGAGUGCAGCGAGGUCAGCGCGACUUCCGUUGGCAACGAGAUCCCCUUGGAAUUUCUCUCGAGAUUGAAGAAAUUGGAGAGGGCCGUGUGGAAGUCGAAGCGACGAUUGGAAAAGUGUUUGGGCUCGACCCAAACUGAGGACAAGGCGGAGAAGUGCUUGCGCGAGGUCAACGACAUAUUGGACUCGUGCUUAGAGUGUAAGAAGGGCCAAGUCGGUGGUGGUCAAAUCGGCGAGUCGAUAGGAGUAGUGGUAUGUAGACUAGAGGCUAUACUUAAGGAUAAAUUAAGCGAACUCACGAAGAGACGGCAGACGCUCGCGUCGAACGACCGGUUGGACGACAGGGAGAAAGUAAAGUUGAUCGCCGAAAGGAUAGCCUUCGAAUCCGUGAUUCUUGGACGAUUGAAGCGGGCGAUCGGCGGUGGUACCUUAGGCGACAAGAGCGCCGUUCUCGGUGAAUUGCUCGAAACUAGUCAGCUUGCCUCAAGCUUAAAGCAUAAGAUUCAUGGAACCAAGCCCAAAACGUACCAAAACACGAAUUACGUUCAGUAUCUUUCUAGGGUCUUAGCUAAUAAGUUAGUGCUCGUAGGAGGCGUUCUCCCUGUUAAAACGGAGGCGUCGCUUCAACUUUGCAACGCUCGAGCCGAGUGCUUGAGCUUUUUAUUGCAAAAGCAAAAGGAAGUCGACGGUAUCGUCGGACGUUACAAGGAAACGAAAUUGAGAGAGCUGGCGGAGGCCUUGGCGAUCGAGACGCUCAAUCUCUCGGAUCAGGAGGAUCAUCAUCAUCUCGCCAAGCAAAUAAACGUGUCGAGCAAGAAAUUGCUCGAGGAUAAGCGUAUUCGCGAGGCUUGGGCCCUCGCCCAGGAGACCGUCAAUAAGGAGCUCGUGCAAAGCGAGGUGUCGCGCGUUAUAUUGCACUGCGCGCAGAUCUACGAACAGGAUAUCGCGUCCGUCCUCGACACUUGUCUAAGCUUCAACGAGGCUGGAUCCGUAGGUUUGGAGAAUUGGGCGGACGAAACGCGAACGAAAUUACGCAAAGAGAUUCAACUGUCCGUAGAGGAACUCUCGGAGGUUUACGAGGAUACUCUACGUACGAUGAAGCGUAACAAGGGCCUCGCAAGUACCAUCUCGGAAUACGAUUCUCAUAGACUUUUGACGGAUUACGCCGACGUGAUCGCGCACAAAGCUUUAAUAGAUGCCAGAAUAGCUCUUCUCCAGAAGAGCACGAAACCGUCGACCUCUUUCAACAACAACAACAACAACGGUCAAAGCGGUCAGAAUUUUCUAUCUAGUCUUAUUAAAAACGAGGACCUUCUCUAUCACUUGACCGAGGAUAACAACUCUGGUAAAUUCGAUAACGAUCUCGUUCUCGAGGCAGAGUGCAAUUAUCUUUAUCGACAGUUUGCCGAGGAAUGCGAGGAUAGGAUAUCCGGUAGGCAGGAGUCGAAGGAACGAAUUAAAACGAUAGGACAAAAUUUAGUAUAUCUCGAGGAGGACAUAAGCGGACUCGCCAAAGUUAUAAAAGAAAAGGCGGUGGGUGGAGAAAAGGCGGCUAAGACGAUCUGUCAGUUUGAACGUUCGAGCAACGGGCUCGCGGAUUGGACGAACGUUUGCGAAAAGUGUUCGCAAUUAAGAGAGCAAAUCAAAAGACUCGCCGCUUACGUCGAUCUUAUGUCCUGCAAACAGUGCGAGGAACUGCAGGAAACCAUAGAGAGGCUAACGGCUCAACACGAGGAAGAGCUGGAAACGCUCAAGAGAAAUCAGGAGAAGGAUAUAAUGGACAUAAAGGGUGAACUCGACAGUCAAAGGCAGUCCCUUACGACGCAGUACGAGCAAGAAGCGGCUAGUCUGCGUGAAAGGGCGAGAAAAUUGGAGUACAGAUUGAACGCAAUGGAUUCCGAACAUUCUGCUCACGUCAACGAGCUACGUGCCGUUUAUCAGAGAUCCAUAAGCGCCGAACUCGAUACCGAUGCCGAGACGAGAAAAAGAUACAAGGAGGAGAUCAAACAGCUCAGGGCACUUUGCGAGAAAGGAUUGUUGGCCAUGGAAAAUUCACACCGACGUAUUAUUUCAGAGAUGGAGGAAAAGCAUCGGCAGGAAUUGGAAAAUUUGAGAGUCGAGAAGGAGCAAGCACUCUCGGAAGAGACCCAAGCGACUUUGGCCGCAUUAGAUGCCAUGAGAAAGGCGCACGAGCACGAGGUACAAAAGGAGAUUGCCAAGUUCAAGCAGGAAUUCAUCAAGCAGAUGCAAGCUCGAGAGGAUAUCGGUGAGCUGCAUAAAGAACACGAGGAAGAAAUGGAGGAAAUAAAGCAAGAAAUUCUUUCAUUGUCUGCCAAAUAUUCAUCGAAGUGCGUCGAGUCUGCCGCUUUGGAGGAAAAAGUAGGUACUCUUACGAAGCAACUUGCACAAGCGCAACAGCAUAUAAUGCAGCUAGACGCUAGGAACAAGCAGCUGAGGGCGCACUUUCUGGUGGAAUGUAGCGACGCUGGUAUCAAUGAUACUAUUCAGAUUUUAAAAAGCGGAGAGAAUGACACAGUCGAACCGAAGGAGGAACUUUACAAGCUACCACAGCACAUAAAACAUGGGGACACCCUUCGUGAAACGACCGGUGUACCACAGAAAUCUUCGUCACUAAACACCUCGCCAGCGUACUCACCGCAACGUGUAAGAAAUAAUCACGAGUCGAUGCAAGGAACGAGCGAGGAGCAGAAAUUAACGAGCGAACGCCCAAAAAGCUCCUUAUCCACGCUUCAAAAGUCCCUUUCGGCGGAUAAACCGAGCAGCUUCUCGUACAAGCUCGAACGAAUUAAAUCCAUAUCGUUGCCUUACUCGAAUAAUUUAGUUAGGCCGGGGAGUAGUACUGCUAUUUCAUCGCACGAUAGGAAAAAUACGAUCUUAACUCAAAAGAACGAAGAACAUAAUGGUAUAGCAUCGCCAUUAUGGGACAGCUUAAGACCAAGGAGCGGAUUGCCCCAUCAGUAUCAAGUUGGUACGAUUAAUAAGGUAUCCGAGCAUAUAACUGAUAUCCCUUGGAAAGGUGGCACAGCAGAGAUGCGAAUCAACGGUACUGGCAGUCGGAAACAGGCGGACAAACAAAGUGAAAAACAGCAACAAUCGGAGACAUAUACCCUCCGUACCGACACUCGUCACCCAUCCUACCUCAGCCCGGAACCCCCAGCUCUCUCCGUUGCAGAGCUGAUGAGGUCUCCAUUAUUGAGGUGGUCGAGCAGAAAUUGUCGUAGCUUGCCUCCUACACCUCUACCGAGUUAUCAUCAACCGCUCCACCCCCCACUCCCCGCGGUGGGCAUGGUUGCAGAGAGGAAGAAACGUUUCGAAGUUUAAACUCUGUCCAUUUUACGCAUUAAAUCACUCGAAUCAUCAAUUUAUACGCACGAGCCAUCGUCUUUUACGAUACGCAUUCAAUGUGACUUUUACGAAAGCGUGCAAAUUUCAUUGUUGUGUUUUAUAUGGUGCUAAUCCGGUCGCUCUCGUGCACAUUAUUUCUUAAUUUCUCUUUUUCUUUUUAUUUUUCUUUUUAAUCGCGUAGAUUGGCUCAGGAAUUGAAAUGUGUGGAAACUCGGCGGUUUAAAAUGCGUUCCUUGUGACUGUUAUUCGCGACGAUGAUUCGGUAUAUGCGAUUCGUAGAUAAUUAGUAUACAUUGAUAAUGUGCAAUAAGUCGUGCUCAAGUACGUGCUUACCUUGUAUCGCAUCACUCUAUUGAGCAUGUUUAUAAGGUAAACAUGAUUCAAUAAUAAUCGAAACGAGCCUUUAGGCUCGUCAAAGUAGGCGGGUUCUUUACGCCCAUCUUCGUUCCAGGUGGCUUACUAUACGAGCGUUCAUUACACGCCUAUUCGUACAAUAGGUUGUUUUUGAGAAAGUUUAUCAGAAAAUUUUUGCUAAGUACAUUCGUAUACAAGAUGGUCGCCAGAUUCUCGCGACGACUGACUUUGAUAUGCAUUUAAACUUUGAUAACAAGUUUUUUCCAUAGAUACGAUUAGUUAGUCCCAUUCCUACGAACAACUUUGACGAAUAAUAUUUGAGACGCGCUAUUUUUCCUUCUUUGUUUAGAAAAAAGAAAAAACAAAAAAAAAAAGAACACUUUUUACAAGAAGAUAUUCCGCGCUACAAGCUUGGUGCGAUAACUACAAUUAACGAACGAGGGAAGGGGGGGGGGGUAGACGAGAACAUAAAUCGCGAGUCAUGUACACAAGAAAAUAUUUACGUGAUAAUCGCUAUAAAAUUAUUGUCUACUAUUUCAACGCAUACGUAUCUCGAUGUUAUGUCGUCCAAUGAUAACGAUAGGAAUCAGUUUGUUGUCUAUUUUCCAAAUAUAUACCCAAACAUCGCUAGCUUUAUUUCUGAUUUCGAAUUUGACAAUGAAUUUAAGUUUAAUCGUAACAAGCUCAAAUUUCUAUCAUUCUUUUGUAUAUCAAUUUUGAUUCGAAAUCAGGCCUCCGUUAUAUGAAUUUUGUGUUAUACACGGAAUAAAUCUAAAUUAAUAUCAACGUGCAAAACGAGAGAAAGUGAGAAAAGGAAGACUUUCGUUGAUUUAGAAUCGAAAUGAAUGUUAUGCUUGUUUUUGCUCUUGUUAUGUACAGAUUUUGCACAUAAUUAUGCAGUUAUAUCGUCGCAUUGUGUAUUAUCGCAUCUUUCAUCGUGUAAAUGUUUUCAGAUUGCGAUCAUUUGAUGUUAAUACUGUAUAGUUUAUGAUGUUUUCUCUAAGAUAUCAAAUAUAAAUAGUUUUGAAUUAAUCUUUUUCCAUUGAAAAUGGAUCCGUUUACUAUAUAUCAAUAUUGCAUUCUACUACUUUACGACCGAUCGCGAUCCGUUGCAGCGAUUCGCUUGCUAUUGAAACGGUAAACAUGAUGUUGAAAAAAAAAAAAAAAAAUUCAUUAUCUCUUAUGUAAUUACUCAGGAUUGUUUAACAUUUAUAAUAUAUUACGAUUAUGAUAUUGUAUUUGUAUUAUAAUUUAUAACACGUUUGAAAUAAAAUAUACAGUAACUAUCGUA
Messenger RNA from Vespa velutina, 10399 nucleotides. It is a transcript of the gene osp, whose product is annotated as protein outspread. NCBI's taxonomy places the organism in Eukaryota, Metazoa, Arthropoda, Insecta, Hymenoptera, Vespidae. The transcript has 19 exons. Gene Ontology annotation, biological process: actin filament organization. Gene Ontology annotation, cellular component: actin cytoskeleton. Gene Ontology annotation, molecular function: actin filament binding. Bases 1801 to 8730 code for a protein of 2309 amino acids. The record is from RefSeq and is a predicted model, not a curated record.